CCGCUCCUUUUUUAUUUAAAAUAUAUUUGCUUCGGUUGCGCCACGGGAGAGGAGCAGGUUUCUGCUCUCUUUUCGUAGCAGGGAGCAAAAUUCGAUGUUUUGGUUCGUAUUAUGAGAAUUCGCUCAACAUUUUUGUUUUCUUUUUAAGCAGUUUCGAUUUUUACGAAGGUUUGUGUUCGGCACUUUUGAGGCUACGAUGACGACUCCGGCGACCAGGCGCCUGAUGAGGGAUUUUAAACGUUUAAGCCCUAGUAGGUAUGGCCAUAGAUGUGAUGGAGGUGACUCGAUCAGCCUGUGUCUGGCGACCCCCUUAGGCUGCAGGAGGACCCCCCUACCGGUGUUAGCGGAGCACCGUCGGAGAACAACAUCAUGCUGUGGAAUGCGGUCAUUUUCGGGCCUGAAGGUACUCCCUUUGAAGACGGCACCUUCAAGCUCACAGUGGAGUUCACAGAAGAAUACCCAAAUAAACCACCUACAGUGCGCUUUGUCUCCAAGAUGUUUCACCCAAAUGUGUAUGCUGAUGGGAGCAUAUGCCUAGACAUUCUUCAGAACCGCUGGAGCCCGACCUACGACGUGUCCUCCAUCCUCACCUCCAUCCAGUCCCUGCUGGAUGAGCCAAACCCCAACAGUCCGGCAAACAGCCAAGCGGCCCAGCUGUACCAGGAGAAUAAGAGGGAGUACCACAAGCGUGUGUCUGCCAUUGUGGAGCAGAGCUGGGGAGACAGUUGACAUUGAUAUACCUGCCCGGUGCUAUCUGCCCAUUUCAUAGAGGACUGGUGAUUCCUUUCUUCCUCCAUGCACUUUAAAAGCCACCCCAUCAUCUUUCUGCACUGUAGACCUCUGUGGGUGGCCUGUCUUUGCUUCUCUGUAGCAUUAAUUUGUUCUUUGUGAAUCAACGUCCCUUUGCUUAACGAUUAAUUGCAUUUCUUUUGUACUGAACGCUGGUGUACAUGAACGGAUGCAAAUCACCUAUUGCUCUUUUCAUUACGAGUGUGUUGGAGGGUUUGAUUAUUGGGCUGGUCUCCUGUGUCUAUCAUACCCUAUGUGUAUGUGGAGGACCCAGACUGGCUGAGGCCAGGUUCGAAGGGAUCAUCAACCCCAAUAUGUCUCAACUCUGUGCACCUGCAAAGGUUCACCUUAGCAUUUUGUUAGCAUUGUAAAUAAAGGGGCAAAAUGAGUUAAAGUGACUGUGAAUAUGAAGUGUUUUUAAGGGCAGCAUUGCUUGUUUUAACCAAAAGCUUCAACUUCUGCAAAAACCAAAUGUGAAAUUCCUUUGUAAUACCGGCAUUUUAUCCGAAGGCUGCAUGACAUCUAAAACAGUCGUAUGAUCUUACUUUCUGUAAUAUACAAAUACUGUACUGGUGAGAUUACAGAAGUACUGUCAACAUGUGA
Molecule: messenger RNA, 1392 nt
Organism: Paramormyrops kingsleyae
Lineage: Eukaryota; Metazoa; Chordata; Actinopteri; Osteoglossiformes; Mormyridae
Gene: ube2al
Product: ubiquitin conjugating enzyme E2 A, like
Source: RefSeq, a predicted model, not a curated record